Messenger RNA from Gossypium arboreum, 1663 nucleotides. RefSeq lists its product as uncharacterized. Lineage: Eukaryota; Viridiplantae; Streptophyta; Magnoliopsida; Malvales; Malvaceae. Bases 117 to 1502 code for a protein of 461 amino acids. Gene Ontology annotation, molecular function: protein binding. The transcript is spliced from 13 exons. The record is from RefSeq and is a predicted model, not a curated record.
UUAAACGCGGGUAAUACCUAUAUUAAGAAAUUCUUAAAUAGGUCAAAAAAAAAAAAAAACAAAAGAAAAAGAAAAUAAAGCUGUUUAGGGUUUUACGAAGGCAAUAGUAAGUAACCAUGUCUCCAGAUGCUUCAGCUGCCCUUGCAGUGAGGCAGAAAGUUCAAACCUUUUUGAAUGCUGCUUGUACAGGGAACCUUGAUCUUCUCAAGAAGAUUGCCUCUCAACUUGAUGAGGGGAAGGGACUGGCUAAAACGGUGGCAGAUAUUAAGGAUGCGAACAAACGAGGGGCAAUUCAUUUUGCAGCAAGAGAGGGCAAGACUGAGGUGUGUAAAUACUUGUUGGAAGAAUUGAAGCUUGAUGUGAACACAAAAGAUGAAGAUGGUGACACUCCUCUCCUUCAUGCUGCCCGGAAAGGUCAUACUCUCACUGCAAAAUACCUUCUAGAGCAUGGUGCUGAUCCUGCUAUACCCAGCAACUUAGAUGCCACUGCUUUACAUCAUGCAGCUGGAAUUGGGGAUGUUGAAUUGCUGAAGUAUAUACUGGACAAAGGCGUCAAGGUUGAUUCACAAAGUGAUGCUGGUACCCCUUUAGUUUGGGCUGCUGGUCAUGGUCAACGUGAAGCUGUGAAAGUAUUAUUAGAUUAUCAUGCUAAUCCAAAUGCUGAAAACGAGGAUAAUAUCACUCCAUUGUUGUCAUCCGUGGCAGCAGGUUCACUUGCAUGCACGGAUUUGUUGAUUCAGGCAGGUGCUAAAGUGAAUAUUACAGCUGGUGGAGCAACUCCGUUGCAUAUUGCAGCUGAUCAUGGAAGCCCUGAACUAAUAAACAGCUUACUGAAAGCUGGAGCUGAUCCUAAUGCCACUGAUGAAGAUGGCCUGAAGCCCGUCCAGGUUGCAGCUGCCAGAGGUCAUCGUGGAGCAGUUGAGAUACUAUUUCCUUUGACGUCAAGAAUCGAUACCAUUCCAGAGUGGACUGUUGAUGGAAUUCUCAAAUAUAUGCAGUCUGAAACUGACAAACAAUUGGAGCAAAUGAAAAAACUGACAGAAGCCAAGUCAACAAGGGACACUGCAUUGCCGGCAAAUGAUCUCCCUGAGGUGACACCCGAAGCGAAGAAGAAAGGUGCAGAAGCCAAAUCAAGAGGAGACGAGGCUUUCAAAAGAAAAGAUUUUCAUAUGGCUGUAGAUGCAUAUACACAAGCAAUUGAUUUAGAUCCAACGGAUGCUGCACUGCAUUCAAAUAGAAGCCUUUGCUGGAUUCGUCUCAGACAAGCUGAGCAUGCUUUAACAGAUGCAAGGGCUUGCAGAGCAUUAAGACCAGACUGGCCAAAAGCUUGCUAUAGAGAAGGUGCUGCAUUGCGUUUGUUGCAGAAAUAUGAUGAAGCAGCUAAUGCCUUUUACGAGGGUGUGCAGCUUGACCCCGAAAAUAAAGAGCUCGUAAAUGCUUUUAGGGAAGCAGUUGAAGCGGGGAGGAAGUUUCACGGUACCGAUCAAGAAAAAUCUAGUUAGUUUUCCGAGCUGAUACACCAAAGAUUUGAGAAGAUAUGAUGGGUAACAAACCGUACGGAUUUUGAAGUUGGGAAGGGAAUGUUUAUUUGUAGAAUGCUUUAUAUGCGAAACAACACGACUGAAAGUUAAUGAGCAUGAGAAUGUAAGAUUAGCAGAGCAAA